Solanum verrucosum is the source of this 1508-nucleotide messenger RNA. Its product is annotated as probable E3 ubiquitin-protein ligase LUL4. Gene Ontology annotation, biological process: protein ubiquitination. The coding region runs from base 113 to 1195 and encodes 360 amino acids. The record is from RefSeq and is a predicted model, not a curated record. Gene Ontology annotation, molecular function: ubiquitin protein ligase activity. NCBI's taxonomy places the organism in Eukaryota, Viridiplantae, Streptophyta, Magnoliopsida, Solanales, Solanaceae. The transcript has 3 exons.
GAAAGACAGAAGGUCACUGUUAGACAGAGAAAGAGAGGCAUUUGUCACUCCAAAGUCCCAACAGAGCUGAGCUGCGGUGGUGUGUGGCGGAGGACGGUGGAGCAAAAUAGUGAUGGGCGUUUCACAGAGCAACAGCAGAAGAAGAAAUCAUAACUGGAAUGCUUAUUAUUCCUACCCUUCUUCUUCUUCUUACUCUUACUACUCCUCUGACCCUCCUUACCACGCCCACCCCCCAUCCCCUUUCCCUUUUCCACCGCAUCUCCUCCCACCCCCACCCCCACCUUCUUACUCCUACCCCUCUACCUGCCACUGCACUAAUCCUGUAGUGGGUAGGUCUGUUUUUACUCCAUAUCAUAACAAUGAUUGGUCUGCCUCUUACCUACCUCCUCCUCCUCAUCAUCAGGUGGUGGGGAUGGUGACCCCAUCACCUUAUGUUGAAACCCAACAAGCUAAGAAAGUUAAGAGUGGUGUAAAUGUGCAUAAAGAUUCGUUAAAGCUUGAGAUUGAUGAGCAAAACCCAGAUCACCAUUUGGUUUCUUUUGUCUUUGAUGCUCUCUUUGAUGGAAACAUCACAGUGUUUUAUUUUGUCAAGGAAGAGCCUCAUUGCAGAUUUGUUCCAAUAUAUCCCCAUGUCCAUGUACCUAUAACAGUUCCUUUCCAGAGAGGACUUGGACAGAAAUUUCGUCAGCCUUUUGGGACAGGCAUUGACUUGAGUUUCUUUGAAAUGGACGAUCUUCCCGAACUAUCAUCAGAAGACAGUGUGUUUCCCCUUGUAAUAACUGCUACAACCUGCCUUCCAUCUGUUUUAACAGAGGAUCAUAUUAGUGAUACUCAGCCUAAAACAUCCCUCCAUAUGCAAAUUAGUCAAGCUGUAUUGGAGAAGGAUCAUGAAGGGACUUUCAAAGUGAGAAUCAUCAGGCAGAUUUUAUGGGUUGAUAAUGUUCGCUACGAGCUGCAUGAGAUAUAUGGAAUUGGAAACUCUGGCCCAGAUUAUGAGAACAAUGGCUCAGGCAAGGAGUGUGUAAUAUGCAUGACCGAACCCAAAGAUACAGCAGUUCUUCCAUGCCGCCAUAUGUGCAUGUGCAGUGGAUGUGCAAACACAUUGAGACUUCAGUCAAACCGAUGCCCAAUUUGUCGACAACCAUUUGAAGAGCUCUUAGAGAUCAGGAUUAAUAAUGGCGCUAUUGAUGAGUGAGCAUUUUCUUGCAGAAACAAAGUAGCAAUCCUAAUCUCAUCAUACGUGUCUUCUGUUUUGAUUUCGUAAAUGUUUGCCCCUAUAUAUUUUGUAGAUCUUCAUAUGGCCAAUCAACCACUUUUUCUUGGCCAACUAUUUUUUUCGUUUACUCGUGUUAUAUUGCAAUGUAAAUAUAAACCUAGUCCAAAAUGGUCUGGAUGAGUUUGUUUCACUGCACUGGAAGUAUGGUGCAUGAACACAUUCCAUGUAUGUUUGAUCUCUGACUAAAGCUUUUAACAUUAUUGCUUACCUUUCCAAAUGUCCUAUUUUUGAA